This is a messenger RNA of Labrus mixtus (cuckoo wrasse), 7374 nucleotides long. It is a transcript of the gene nsd1a, whose product is annotated as nuclear receptor binding SET domain protein 1a. Gene Ontology annotation, cellular component: nucleus; chromatin. Bases 420 to 6842 code for a protein of 2140 amino acids. Gene Ontology annotation, biological process: regulation of DNA-templated transcription. The record is from RefSeq and is a predicted model, not a curated record. Gene Ontology annotation, molecular function: protein binding; histone H3K36 methyltransferase activity. The transcript is spliced from 23 exons. Lineage: Eukaryota; Metazoa; Chordata; Actinopteri; Labriformes; Labridae.
GUAGCAGUGCCGAUUGGUUGCUGCUCACCAACACAGUCAGCCUGGGCUUGUUUUAACAUAACCGGGGGCACUUCGACAGCAGGCAAAAAGCAUGUAGUAAAUAAGCUGCUGGAUGAUAGGGGACCGGUGGUGACACACUGAUAUUCGCCGCUGUAUGAUGUUGCAGCGCACCGGACAUAGAAUUGUUGUUUUGUAUCUAAGGUGACAGUUUUUUUUUUUUCCAGGGGGCCGCCGCUGAUGAGGCGAUGAAGUGCAGAGAAUGAGAGCUGUGCCUGGGCCUACUACUACUGCUGCUGCAGCCCGGAUUGUGCAGAUCCGCUCUCUCGAACCGAGAAAAGCCCUCGCUUUGUGCCACAUUAUCAAACAUCCGCUGCUGGCUUCACGGUGACCGUCCUCCAAAUGGAUACAGCCGUGACAACAUGAAUCAGUCACACAGACCGCCUGUCAGGGUAGGCUCGGUGUUCGGUUCAGGCCAGCCAGAGCUGAGGCCCCACAAUGGUCUCGUGAGCACUUCGUACGGAAACCAACGUGGCGUCGUGCGGCGAGGGUCGGACCAACAGUCAGCCGCGCAGCUGCCAUCCUCCAGCGUCAAACCUCCAGCUGCACUGGGGUACAACCAGACCAGCCGGUCACACUGCUACAAUCCCCUGAGGAGGCUGCACGACCUGAACACUGUGGUCAGCAGGCCUGACCUGGAGAAGGACCUCCAUCCCAACAACCACUUCCACUGUGCAAUCCCCAUCAGUGACGAUGAGUUCGAGGCACCCUCAGUCCAGUUGCCCCUCUCUCCAGGUGACGAUGACGCGGCGUCCUUGGAGACGCUGCAGGAUGUGAGAAGAAACGGCUUCUCCCCUAACAGCCCGGACAGCUUUGAGCGCUGUUCUCCCAUCCCCAAUGGCUGCCUGCAUUUUGAGUCCACGCUGUUUGACAGCAGUGACAUUAAGGAGGAGGAGGAGGAGGAGGAGGAGGGGGGGCACUGUAGUGGUGACGAGCUGGUGCCAUUUCACCGCCCCACAAAGUUGAGUCAGGACUGGACUGUUUCUGACAGCAGGACCGCAUGCAGCUCAGGGGGGGAUAAAAUAACGUACAAACCUACUGUGUUUAAUCUGAUGUCCAAAACUAUAUCCGAACUCAACCCUACACUAAGCCCCAGCGCACUGCCAGACAUCACUAUGAGAGAUGGUUGGAGUUUGGGUGAGGAAUCACUGAGUGAGGAUGAACUUACCUCUCCUGUUGACCCUGGACUUAUUUCACCAGCCAGGACCAACUCCAACUCAAACAGCCCAAAGAAAAAGCCUCUUCCUGCAGUGAAAUACUUGGAAGGGGACUUGGUGUGGGCUAAAUUUAACAGACGGCCCUGGUGGCCCUGCCAUGUCACAUGUGAUCAGGACAAGGGGACCCACACUAAGAUGAAAGUUCCCAGUCCCCGUCCUUGUAGGAUGUAUUUUCUGGAGAUGCUUGGUGAGGUUGCAGAGAGGGCCUGGGUCCCAGGCACUGCAAUUCUUCCUUUUGAAGGAGGCCAUCAGUUUGAAGAGCUUCCAGUUCUCAGACGAAGAGGGAAGCAGAAGGAGAAAAACUACAAAUAUUUGAUACCGAAAAGUUUACUGACGGCUUGGAAAGUCAGUGUAGCGGAAGCUGAGUAUCUGCUCCAACAUCGACAAAGGAAUACUGAAAGCAUUCUUUCAUUAUCUGUCAAUGGAGAGGAGCGUGUGCCCAGCCCGGUGUGUGCUGAAAAGCCACAGGAGUCUCCCUCUGUCUCUAUGGAUCGGAAUCAAACUCAUUCACCCUUUAAAGGCCCCAAUGGAAAUGAGCCUUAUCUCAUCAAAAACUCUGCCGCAACUCAACCCAACAAGAGCAAAUACUGUAAGAAGAAAAAGAAAUGUUUGUCAGACAUAUUUGGACACAUAGUCGGUGGUUCAAAGGAGGGAUCUAUUAUUACAAACAUUGUGGAUCAGGUUCAUACUACAAAUCAUGCACUGAAAGAAGAGCCUCAGGACUCACCUUAUGCAGACCUGGAUUCUGUCCCAAUGCUGCACCGUCCUAAACGCACAGCGACGUCUCCAACGCCGGAUGCGGACAGGUUAAUCUGGAAAGAACAGGGUUCAACUAAAACAAAGUUUACUGAAAGAGCAACUCGUUCUGCCGACGCCGGUGAUUCUUCUAGUGUUUUAAAUAAAAAGACAUCAAAAGAAACAAGCUCUGAGAAGAGGUUUGGCAGCUGUAAUGAAUUGUCGAGCAGUUCAAAUGGAAAGCACUCUCUGGAACUUCCUGCCAGCAGUGGUCUGAUGACUCGGGCUCUGAGAGCAGAGGAAGAGACGGAUAUUAAAGAUGCACUGGCAACUAGCCAAAACUUAACAGAUGCCCCCGCUGAUGAUUGUCCCGAUAAAGCGCCUACUCGUACACCGAUCGGAGCUGAAGCCUCUCCUCGCUGGGAAUCACCCAGCAAAGCGUCAUGCCCUCCAAGACGACGCGCGAGGAAGCCUGAUAAGAAACACAUUCACAACGGCUCAUUGAUGAAGUCGAAGAGUUUCGGCACUAGUUUACCCGCAGUGCAACCUGUUCAAAUUAAGGUAGAGAAGCUCGAUCGGCCACCCUCAUCGUCCCCAUCCUCAUCUCUGUCUCCGAUGGAGGCUUUCCAGGAUCCGAAAGAGCUGACUUUUAAAUCUCUUGUGAAAGAAGACAGCAGUGACUCUGAGUCGAAUGCAUUUCAACCUGAUUCUAAUUAUAAGUUCAGUACCUUUCUCAUGCUCCUGAAGGACAUGCAUGAUACCAGAGAAAUGGAAGGUAAGCCCCUCACUCUGCCACCAUCACCAGUCCUGAUCAAAGAGGAACCUCUGGUCAUGCCUACAUCUACAGCUGGAGACUCACUGAAGGCUUCCGGUGAUGUUUUUACUCGAGGGAUUAAAACAGAGAGGCAAAACAGAGCUUUAAAAGCCAAGAGUAGGACUAAAGCUAUCAUGUCAGCAGACACCUAUCACUUUGAAGACUUCCCUGUUCACUUAAAGGCUAGAGGCUCAGACAAGCAGCAUAGAAAACAAAAACUUCCUGCCAAACUUAAACUCGGCAUACCAGGCCUGUCUAUGGACCUGGCGGACUUGGCUUACGGCAGAGGGUUUGUGAGUGGCCACGCUGACUUAGCUGAUCCUGGGUCAGCUGUUCCCACGGCCGGCUUCCCCAAGAAGAACUCGGGAGCCGCGGUGGCUCCAAAGAAACGCUGGCAGCAGGUGGAUGAGACCGCGGAGGGUCCGGGUGAAAUUACUUGCAGGGCAUCGACUGACGUGAACGGGUCUUACCCUGUGCGAGCAUCGCCAGAGUUCGAUCCAGGGGUCGAGAAAAGGGAAGAGAAUGACUCGCACAACUCAGACACGAGCAGCUCCGCUGAGAAUAAACGCCUCCGAAAACCAACAAAAAGGCUCCUCGAGUCAACGGAGGAGUAUGAACAAAUAUUUGCCCAAAAAAAAAAAUCAAAGAAGCACACCUCAGAAUCUUCCAAAUGGCAGACAUCAGUGAUGGCCGCCCUCCACGAUGUCAGCACCACAGCAGGAACGACUACCUCACCCUCGUCUUCUGCGGAGCCCGCCGAGGCGCUGUCAGAGCCGGAGCGGAGUCCGUCUCAUGAUACGCUCUCUCCUGUCGCGCCCUCAGUAUCUCCAACCUCGACACGGCCCUCGCUUGACACAGAGGCAGCAGUAGAAACUGAUCUACCUCCUGAAAUGGACAAGGCGUCAGUCACCCAAGAAAGAAAGCGGCCAAGGAAGCUGUCGCAUAAGGUGCUGGAGUGCACAAUAGAAGAAGUGUCUGUAGCUCUGACAAAGAAGAAGGAGCCAAAGCGAUGCAGUGGAGUUACUGCAGAGAUAAAGGUGCAAGCCAAGAAAACUCAGGUUGGAUUUUCAAAGAAAGAGAAGCCUGCAUCCGGCACGUCCUCUUCCCCUGCCAAUGCUGCUUCCUCCCAGAACUCAGACGACGUCAAAGAUCGCCUCAGGGCCCUCACUCCAAACAUACCUCCCAGCCCCCAAGGAUCAAAGACCCCCAAGCGGGAGGCAGAGAUGGAGGCUUGUAGCAUCGAUGAGAAACAAAAUGAACACACUGGAACACUAACACCCAAACCCGAGGUGCUGUCUAUUGGUUUGAAUGAUACCUUCUCUUCCCAUGUGGAUGUGAAAGUGAAAAUAGGUGCUUCGACCUUAAAGGAGAAUGUCUGUCAGGUGUGUGAGAGGACAGGAGACCUGGUGCUGUGCGAGGGUCACUGUUAUGGAGCCUUUCACCUGCAGUGCAUUGGCCUGUCAGCGGCUCCAAAGGGGAAAUUCUUCUGUGGCGAAUGCAAAGCGGGUGUCCACUUGUGUUUCGUGUGCAAGAAGUCUGGUAAUGGGGUGAAGCGCUGCAUCAUACCGCUGUGCGGGAAGUUUUACCAUGCUGACUGCAUACUUGCGUACUCGGCGACACAACCGCACAACAAAGGCGUCCGCUGCCCCCUGCAUGUGUGUCUGUCCUGCCACAUCGCCAACCCGCUCAACAUCUGCAGCUCCAAAGGUCGUUUGGCACGAUGCGUUCGCUGCCCUGUGGCCUACCAUGCCAAUGAUAACUGUAUGGCAGCAGGCAGCUUGGUGCUUUCCAACAACAGCUUCCUCUGUCCAAACCACUUCACACCCCGCAAAGGCUGCAAGAAUCACGAACAUAUCAACGUGAGCUGGUGCUUUGUCUGCUCUGAAGGGGGGAGUCUGCUGUGCUGUGAAGCCUGUCCUGCUGCUUUCCAUCAGGAGUGUUUGAACAUCGAGAUGCCCCAGGGCAGCUGGUUCUGCAAUGACUGCAAGGCUGGGAAGAGGCCUCGUAUAAAGGAUAUACUGUGGGUCAAAUGGGGACGUUACAGGUGGUGGCCUGCAGAGGUCUGUAUGGCUAAAGACGUGCCGAAUAACAUCUUGAGGAUGAAACAUGAGGUGGGAGAGUUCCCGGUGCAAUUCUUUGGCUCCAAAGAUUUCGUGUGGACGUACCAGGCCAGAGUCUUCCCCUACAUGGAGGGCGACACUCACAACAUAGAGAAGAUGGGAAAGGGUGCAGACGCAGUGUACAAAAAGGCCCUGACUGAAGCAGCUGAGCGCUUCAAAGAGCUUCAGGCAGAAAAAGAGAUGAAGCAGCUUCAGGAGGACAGAAAGAACGACAAGAAACCUCCUCCAUACAGGCACAUCAAGGUUAACCGGCCGAUAGGGAAGGUGCAGAUCAUAACUGCUGACCUAUCAGAGAUCCCACGCUGCAACUGUAAGGCGUCUGACGAGAACCCGUGCGGCAUCGACUCCGAGUGCAUCAAUCGCAUGCUGAUGUACGAGUGCCACCCCCAGGUGUGUGCGGCGGGGGAGCGCUGUCAGAACCAGGCCUUCACAAAGCGACAGUACACAAAUGUGGAGAUUUACAGGACGCUGUCGUGCGGCUGGGGCUUACGGGGCAUGGCGGACAUAAAGAAGGGAGCCUUCGUGAGUGAAUAUGUUGGAGAGGUGAUCGAUGAAGAAGAGUGUCGAGCCCGCAUCAGACACGCCCAGGAGAACGACAUCUGUAACUUCUACAUGCUCACAUUGGACAAGGACCGGAUCAUUGACGCCGGGCCCAAAGGGAACCAGGCUCGCUUCAUGAACCACAGCUGCCAGCCAAACUGUGAGACUCAGAAGUGGACUGUGAACGGGGACACCAGGGUGGGGUUGUUUGCUCUGCGAGACAUCCCAAAAGAUGAGGAGCUGAAGUUCAACUAUAACCUGGAGUGUCUUGGAAACGGAAAGACUGCCUGUAAAUGUGGAGCGCCGAACUGCAGCGGUUUCCUGGGGGUCCGUCCUAAAAACCAGCCAUCGGCAGAGAAACCGAAGGAAGGGAGGAGGAUGAAGAAGAAGACUAAGCAAGUAGUGACAAAGGAGAGGGAGGACGAGUGCUUCAGCUGCGGGGACGGAGGUCAGAUAGUGUCCUGUAAGAAGCUGGGGUGUCCCAAGGUCUAUCACGCUGACUGUCUCAACCUGGCCAAGAGACCCGCAGGGCGAUGGGAGUGUCCAUGGCACCAGUGUGACAUCUGUGGAAAAGAGGCGGCGUCGUUUUGUGAGAUGUGUCCCAGCUCGUACUGUAAAGAGCAUCGUGAAGGAAUGCUCUUCAUCUCCAAACUGGACGGCAAACUGUCCUGCAGCGAGCACGACCCCUGUGGGCCCGACCCCCUGGAGCCGGGGGAGAUCCGGGAAUAUGCGCCCAACAUGGCCUCCACUCAUCCCGGGUCGGAGGAUGCGCCCGUCUCCCUCUCGCUGGUCCCGGACUCGAGAAGAGACCGUUCAGCCCCCGCCACCUCUCCUGCUGGUCAUGCUGCAGCGGCUGGGCCAGGCCCUACUCCUCCUCCUCCUCCUCUUCCUCCUCCUCCUCCUCGUCUCUACAUCAACACAAAGACCGCGACCUCCAGCUUCAUCCCCUCCAACAGGUCCUAUCUCGCAGACGGGACCGAGGGUAAAGGGUUCUGCAUUUCCGCCUCAUCCGAGAACGAGAGAGAGGAUGGCGAGGUGGAGGAAGGCGAGGUGUGCGGGUUAGAAGUGGAAGACGGCGACGACGACGAAGAGGAUGAUGACGACGACGAUGACGAUGAAGAAGAAGAAGAAGAAGAAGAAGAAGAAGCAGAGGAGGACGAGGAUGAGAUGGAGGAGAUGGAGAUUGUGGAAGACGAGGACGGGGACGAGCAGCUGUAUGGAGGGGAGCUGGAGGAACAGGACGAGGAGGAUGAGGAGGGAGGGGACGUGUACGACUCUUGCGGUGACUAUGCGGAUGAAGGGGAGGUGGAUGGGGAGGACGAGGAGGAGUGGGGGAGGGUGGAGGACGAUGAAAAGUGACUCAGUCCACUCCUGCAUAACUACUCAGAAAAGCUCUCAAAAGACACUCAACCAGUAAAAGACUAUUAAAGAGUUUGACCUUCUGGUACCUACUUGAAUGCAUCACUGCCUUCACUCUGGUACCGCGUUGCCUUCUCGUCCCCACACUGCUGGACUCUCAGCGGGGAGGUGUACUGGUGCUAAGGCUCGAGGACUGACUCAGUCUGUCUCUUUAUACUUCUGUUUAUAUGUUUAUUCAUGUCUGGUGCUGUUAUGUUCCUUUUGUUUGUUCUCUCGACAUUGUUUACAUUUUUGGUCUUUUUUAAUGUUUGGAAUAUAAGAAAAAAGUGAGAAGUUCCUCCUGACCAAACUGUCAUCAUAACGCCAUCUUACAUUAUGGUUACUGUCUCGACAUUUCUAAUAACAUGAGUGAUCAAAGUAGUGUUCUCACUGGUUUUUGUUACAUUAAAGCACAACAUUAUCUGCUUGGUGCUUCUGAGGAAUGCAAAAAUAAAAACCCCCACUGGAGUCAUCUCGACUUACUCACUAAAAA